Messenger RNA from Saimiri boliviensis boliviensis (Bolivian squirrel monkey), 2453 nucleotides. RefSeq names its product SRY-box transcription factor 30. Gene Ontology annotation, molecular function: DNA-binding transcription factor activity, RNA polymerase II-specific; sequence-specific double-stranded DNA binding. The record is from RefSeq and is a predicted model, not a curated record. Gene Ontology annotation, biological process: regulation of transcription by RNA polymerase II. Lineage: Eukaryota; Metazoa; Chordata; Mammalia; Primates; Cebidae. Gene Ontology annotation, cellular component: nucleus.
AUGGAGAGGGCCAGGCCGGAGCCGCUGCCUCAUCCGCGCCAACUGCCGCGGGUUCCUCCACCUCGCCCGUUGCGUCCCGCUCCACCCCCGCUGCCGGUCGAGGGCGCCUCCUUUUGGGCAGCGGCCGGGGAACCCCCUCCGUCGCCGCCCACACCAGGCGCGGCCGCCAUUGCGACACUGGCUUCCUCGUGCGGGGAGGCCGCCUCGUCCGGCUUACAGUCAGCGGCGCGGCGGCUGGUGCAGGUGAACCCGGAGCAGGUGUUGCUGUUACCGCAGCCUCAGGCUGGGGACGAAGACGCCUCUGCCUCGCCCGCGCAGGCGCGGCUGCUGCAGUUCAGGCCCGACCUGCUGCUCCUGCCGUCGCCGGCCGCGUCCGAGGGCGCCCCCUUCAGGCCCGACUUGCACCCGGUGCAGCCGCGGGUGCUGCAUGUCAAGGCCGAGAAGCAGGAGCUGGGGCCUGGCCUGGACCCGUCCGUGGGGCCUCAGGGGGCGGUGGAGACCGGCCCGAGAGCCUCCAGGGCAGUCAAGGUGGAAGGCCCCGGGCCCGCCCUCGACUACUUCCGAGGGAACGAGAAGGGCAAGCUGGAGGCGGAGGAGGUCAUGCGGGACGCGAUGCAAGGCGGGGAAGGCAAAAGCCCGGCGGCCACCCUAGAAGGAGGGAUCAAAACCGAGGAACCCGAGAGACUCCUGGAGGACUGCAGGCUCCGCGCCGAGCCCGCGUCCAAUGGCCUGGUUCACGGCAGCGCAGAGGUCAUCCUGGCCCCGCCGUCCGGUGCCUUUGGGCCGCACCAGCAAGACCUCAGGAUCCCUUUGACUCUCCACACCGUUUCCCCUGGGGCCCGGAUCCAGUUUCAGGGAGCUCCGCCUUCAGAGCUCAUAAGAUUGACCAAGGUCCCCCUGACACCAGUGCCUAUUAAAAUGCAGUCCCUACUGGAGCCUUCCGUAAAAAUUGAAACCAAAGAUGUCCCGCUCACCGUGUUGCCCUCAGAUGCAGGCAUACCAGAUACUCCCUUCAGUAAGGACAGAAAUGGUCAUGUGAAGCGACCCAUGAAUGCAUUUAUGGUUUGGGCAAGGAUCCACCGACCAGCACUAGCCAAAGCCAACCCAGCAGCCAACAAUGCAGAAAUCAGUGUCCAGCUCGGGUUAGAGUGGAACAAACUUAGUGAAGAACAAAAGAAACCCUAUUACGAUGAAGCACAAAAGAUUAAAGAAAAGCACAGAGAGGAAUUUCCUGGUUGGGUUUAUCAGCCUCGUCCAGGGAAGCGAAAACGCUUCCCUCUAAGUGUUUCCAAUGUAUUUUCUGGUACCACACAGAAUAUCAUCACUACAAAUCCUACAACAGUUUAUCCUUACCGCUCACCUACGUACUCUGUGGUAAUUCCCAGCCUACAGAAUCCCAUCACUCAUCCAGUUGGUGAAACCUCACCUGCCAUCCAACUGCCCACACCUGCAGUCCAGCGCCCAAGCCCUGUCACACUUUUCCAGCCCAGCGUCUCCAGUGCUGCUCAGGUGGCUGCCCAGGAUCCAAGUCUGCCUCUCCACCCAGCACUCCCACCCCAACGAUUUGCUGGGCCUUCCCAAACGGACACCCUUCGGCUGCAUUCUGAAGCCACUCACACUGUGAAGCGACCCACCCCUGUCUCUCUAGAGAGCUCCAACAGGAUUUCAACUAGUGCAAGUACUGCCCAUGCCAGAUUUGCAACUUCAACCAUCCAGCCGCCUAAGGAGUAUUCCAGUGUUUCUGCUUGCCCAAGAAGUGCUCGGAUCCCCCAGGCUCCUCCUAUUCCACACCCACAUGUCUACCAGCCGCCUCCCCUGGGCCAUCCAGCCACACUGUUUGGGACACCACCAAGAUUCUCUUUUCAUCACCCUUACUUCCUACCAGGACCUCACUACUUCCCAUCAAGCACCUGCCCUUAUAGUCGGCCUCCCUUUGGUUAUGGAAAUUUUCCAAGUUCAAUGCCAGAAUGCCUUGGUUAUUAUGAAGACACGUACCAAAAACAUGAGGCUAUAUUUUCAGCUUUAAAUAGAGAGUAUCCUUUUAGAGACUACCAAGAUGAACGCACACACAGCGAAAAUUCUCGGAGUUGUGAGAACAUAGAUGGAACCUCUUACUAUAACAGUCAUAGCCACAGUGGGGAAGAAUACUUAAACCCUGUGCCUCAGAUGGACAUUGGAACCUUGGAGAAUGUCUUCACAGCCCCGACAUCAACUCCUUCUAGCAUCCAGCAAGUCAAUGUCACUGACAGUGAUGAGGAGGAAGAAGAAAAAGUACUCAGGAAUUUAUAAUUUUAAAAGAAAUAUACAUAGAAAAUAAACAUUUCUUAAAAUAUAUUCUGGGUCAGUUGGUAUGAGGGAAAAAAAGCCUAGAAUGCUUUGCUGAAAGUUUUCAGUCAUGAUUUGAGGAGUUAAAACUGAAUGCAAUUUAUGUCUUCAUAAAAUUUUGAUUAGUG